AUGGCGAAUCAAGAGCCAACUGUGCUUAUCAUUGGUGCUGGUACUUUUGGUACAUCGACUGCGUACCAUCUCAGCAAACAAUACAAGGAUCCUUCGCGCAUAACUAUUGUCGACCGCUGGGAUACAACAUCGCCUCUGGAAGAAAAACAAGCAGCAGCCAUUGAUACAAAUCGCAUCAUUCGCACAGAUUAUGAUUCGCAUCUAUAUUGCAAUCUCGCCAACGAAGCAAUUCAUUUUUGGUUUUGGAGCAUUGCAGUCCAAGGCCAUUUCCACAAGACAGGAUGGAUUGUACUCGAUAGUAAAGAGGGAGGUUUUGGCGAUGCAGUGAGGAAGACUUUUCUUGAAAGAGGAGGCGACUACACGCGUGAUGUUGAUCCCGGUGAAUUGGAAAAAUACGACAUAACCAAGGGAGUCCAAACCCAGCGGCUGGGCAAAGGUUACUUCAACCCCGAGGCCGGAUGGUGCGAUGCCGAAAGGGCUACACAGAGCUUCACCAAAGUCGCUUUAGAACUCGGCGUCAAGCGCAUAACUGGCGAAGUUCAAGAGCUCGUCCUCAACCGCGACAAAUCCGGUCUUGCCGGCGCCAAGCUACGAGACGGACGCAUUCUGACCGCCGACAAGAUAGUCCUCGCAGCCGGAGCCUGGACCAGCACCCUCAUGUCUCCUCUCGAAGAUGCGCUUAAGAUAUCGCACCAAGAUCGCAUCGAGCGCCAGGUCACAGCCGUCGGCCGCGUCUCAGCAUACUAUACGCUCGACGAUUCCGACACACAAUUGCUCGUCUCGCAAGACCAACCCGUCAUUGUCAUCGGCGGCGAAAUCGACAUCAUCCCGCCUUCGACUCCCAAUCGUACCCUCAAAAUCAAUGAUUUAACGUCUGAAAUCGUAAACACGGUGACUACGCCCUCGGGCCACCGCAUCACUGCUCCCUCGCGUAGACACCAAACCGAUGUCCCCGAAAAACUAAAGCAGCAAAGUACUCGCCUCAUUCAUGCUUCUAUGCCGCAGUGGACGAAAAACCGCAUCCCCAGUCGAUGGCGCAUAUGCUAUGAUGCUGUAACACCGAGUGAAGAUUGGCUCCUGAGUCGCCAUCCGCAUGCGCAACUGCAGAACUUGUACAUUGCCGUUGGAGGUAGCUUUCAUUCUUACAAAUUCCUCCCCGUCGCAGGCGCAUACAUGCUCAACGUCCUAUUCGACAAGUCCAACGGCGAGGAAAAAGACGCAGCCUGGGCGUGGAAGAGUCCAGAAUGGUUAGCUAAAUGCAAUGGCGAGGGCAAGGAAUUCGGGAGUCAGAAAGUAAAGGGGAGACAGAGGCGAGAAUUGAGCGAAUACGAGGAUGGUGCUAUGUCAAAGUUGUAA
Messenger RNA from Bipolaris victoriae FI3, 1356 nucleotides. RefSeq lists its product as hypothetical. The record is from RefSeq and is a predicted model, not a curated record. NCBI's taxonomy places the organism in Eukaryota, Fungi, Ascomycota, Dothideomycetes, Pleosporales, Pleosporaceae. Gene Ontology annotation, molecular function: flavin adenine dinucleotide binding; sarcosine oxidase activity; saccharopine oxidase activity. The transcript is spliced from 2 exons. The coding region runs from base 1 to 1356 and encodes 451 amino acids.